Messenger RNA from Aspergillus calidoustus, 1257 nucleotides. The record is from the annotation of a GenBank genome assembly. NCBI's taxonomy places the organism in Eukaryota, Fungi, Ascomycota, Eurotiomycetes, Eurotiales, Aspergillaceae.
AUGUUCCCUUUCAACAUCCUGCGAUCCCUCCUCCCUUUCACGGAUCGAAGCCUCUUUCCUCUUCCCUCCCUCGAGAUUAUUGAAAUUGACACAGCUCAUACGAAACAAGCCCGGGCGCUCAAGCACCUUCUCAAACUCAACCAUGUCAACUAUGCAAUCCUUUGGAACGAGCGCAAAUUCCACAACCAUGCCCCGCAUUCCCUCUCCUCUUAUUUCUUGCUCGGCGCAAACGCAGAGCAAUUAAAUCACCUGUACGAAGUGGAACUGAAGCAGCUAGAUCCUUGGGUCGACUCACCGGGAGAAGUCAGCACGUUUGACUGGCGGGAUUUCCUGGGGAAGAGGGAAUAUCAACGGGCAUUUGUGGACUUUUUCGAAGAUGAGCUUGUCCGGCAUAGCUAUGACUGGAAGAAGGUUGUCUUCCAUUACAUCUUCUCCGGGAAAGAGCCGCUGUUCAACUCUCUAACGGCUGAUCUUGGCCACCCCCUCAUUCAUCUUGCCUACGCCUUCGAAGUCUCCAGCCGCGAAGUCGCAAUGGAAGCCCUCUCCCUAACAGCAGUCUGCUACGGCACACCUCACAAAUACCUCGACGACCCCUCCUACUCAAAAGCGCAACCCUCCUACACCUCAACCUCACCCCUCGAUAUCCUCUCCAAAGUCCGCGCCGACAAACGCCUACACAACCUCUUCUCCACCCCCGGCGACCACAACAGCGAGGCCGUCUUCCGCGACGCAGAAGCUGUAAUCCUUGACCACUGGAACGCUUUGAGUAUCCCACCCACAACCACCGACGCCAUGGCCUGCCUUCGCGAGUGCCAACAAGCAGCCGCCGCGCUGCUAACCGCAACUCUCCCCACGACGAAAGAGAGCACAGGAGACCCGGACGCAAAGUACGACUUCUUCUUCGUUCAUGUGCUCACGACUAGCCACGCAGUCCGCGUCCUCCUGCCUAUCGUCCCUGUGAAAUUCCAGGUUCCGCUCCUUCGUCAGUGGUGGCUCAUGACGCUUGCCAUUUACAUCGGCCAGCUCAGACCUGAAAUCAAUCUCGAUUCUGUGCAUAAGUACAAUAUCGCCCAUAAGGAUUGGAGCUAUGUGACCCAUACUGCGUUGAACGGGGAGUACGCGACUGAGACGCACUAUGUCAAGGCCCUUCGCGCGAUGAGGGAUGCGGCCACGACCUGGGGGAAGCAGGAUGGGUUUUAUCUCAAAGCCGCUGUGAAGUUUGCGGAUGGCUUUACGGGAUGGGGUGGGUUUGUUUGA